UUCUUGCAGCAGAAAACGUUUUUAACCAAAAUAUGCUAAAUUUUUCAAUCAAAUUAUCUUUCUAUUACUAUUUUAAAGUGUUCUUACAUAUUUAACCAAUUAUUUAAUAUUAUAUUUCUUAAAAAAAAAAUUUUUUGUUUAAAACAAUUCAAAAAUACCGGCCGUGAAAAUGACUUUUCACGCAUUUUCACGGUCCAGAAAUAAUGUUCAUCUGAUCGAAAUUUGAGGUAUAAAAGCACCUUAAUGAUUAUAGAAUUGUUUACAUCAAUGACAUUUGAUAUUUUAUCAAUUAUUAUCUGAUAUAAAAAUGCUUAUUUAUGCUGAUAAAAAAUCUAAUGACGAGGUUAUGUUUAUAUACAAAAUAUGGACCCCUUGGAAGUAGACAUUUUACAAAAAAUAUUAAGCAGUUGUAAUGGAGUUUGGAAUGAUAUUAAUACAAAAGAUGAAUGGAAAAUUUUAAGAGAGAAAAAUAAUUUUCCAAUAAUUGAUGAAAAUUUAUUAAAUGGAUUAGUAACAUCUCUAGUUAAUCUUUUAAGUUUUACAGUUUCACAUGCUCUUGAACAGCGAUACGAAGUUCGUUUAUCUGUUAUUGAAAUACUAAGGGCAUGGAGUCAAUUAAGAGGUUCUUUAUCAAAAUUAAAUACCACUUUUUUGGAUGGAGAAAAUGUUAGAAAUUUUGUUGUGAAUAUUUUAGAGAAAUAUCUAUCAGAUGAUCUUUUGAAUAUCACAAAUUCUGUUGAUUCAUUAAUGACAUUGUAUCGUGCCUUAAUUUAUUUACUUCCAAAGAAUCCAUCAUUAUUAAAAUUUUUACACAAAAUAAUUAUUCGGCUCACUGAAUUGGAAUUAACAGAAGAUAGUGAAAAAUUAUUGAUAUCAAUUACGGAAUUUAAAGGAAAUUUUACUGUUGACGAUCAACUUUUAGAGAAAAUUUAUUAUUCUCAAAGAAUUAAAUUUAUUGAGACACCAUUAAAAAAUGCAUUUAUAGGAAAUUUUUCCAAAUUAUCAAAUCCAAAUGACUGUCAAUUAUCAUUGGAACAAGAAUUAGAUAAACUCAUUACAAGAAUAGUAAAUUCUUCAUUAAUAUUUCAAUUAACUUUCAAUUUAUUGAAUGAAAUAUUUUUAGUAACCAAUCAUUCUCAAGAGGCUAUUAAUUUUAUAAAAAUAAUUCUUGACUGCAUAAAUAAUCGUUGUAAAUUAUGUGAAAAAGAUAUUAUCGAUCUUUAUCCAAUUAAUUUACAAUCGUGUAUAAUACUUUUAAAAAUUGAGCCAAACGAUCAUACACAAGCAUCAAAAAAUUAUACAUUAAAUGAAUUGAAAAAUAUUUUUUUAACAAAUAAUCAAGACGCUAUUAUAUUGGUAUCUCAUUUUCCAAUUUGGUUGGAAAUAUUUACGUCCUUUCUGAUUGAUAAUGAAUGUGAUUUAACUUAAUUACAUUAUUUUAUGUGUACAUAUAAUAGAAAAAAAAUUUUUUUCAUUCAAAGAAUACUAUUUCUUGUGAAACAAAAAUUAAAAUCGAAAUUAAAAAACUGUUUUUAUUAACAAAUCGUAAUAAACUAUUUUUAUUAUAGAUUCUUAAAUUACCUUAGAAAAUGAUCAUUUUAAAUCAAAUAAAUGACUUCAACUUUCCUGUCUUUUCCAAAAAUUUUCAUUUCAAAAAACAUGCAAAAAAAAAUGAUUGAAAACUUUCUAUUUUGGAAACAAAAAAAAAUCAUUUAAAUUUAAAGGCGCUAUUUUUUUUUCAAACGUAUUCUAAAUCUUUAUUCAACCAAAAAAUUCAGUAAACCGCAACGAAAAUCAAAAAAAAAAAAAGACAGGAGAUCUACUAAAAAAAAAGAAUUCAAACUUUAACGGAUUCCAUUUUUUGUCCUAUUGGAAUUUCUUGUAUCUGUAUUGAAUCAGUGAAAAUUGUCAAUUCAUUGACAUUAUUAGUUUUUGAUGAUACUACAAUUGGAACAAUUGAUUUAGGAAUAGCUUGAGUAACAGGAAUAAACACGGCUGCCGAUGGGAUUCUAUUUUCAAUUUCUGGAGAUUGCUUUGAAGUUGAAUUGAAAUUUGUUGAUGAAUUCAUUUGUCUUGCAAGUGGUCUACGUUUUUUUAAACAACAAUCACAUUGAUCUUUCAAUUUUUUUUCCUUUUUCAAUUUUACAUUUGAAUUCUUCGACUGGACAACCUGUCAAAUCCAUAAGCAAUUAAUAUGACAAAUUUUGAAAAUUAAAAAAAGAAAAAUUUCUAUUUUUAAAUUUCAAUUCUCUCUGGAAAUAAACAAAUCAUCUUUCUCUUUUUUUUCUUUUUGAAUCCACAUUGUAAUUUUCAAAAGAAAACAAAUACUUUCACAAAAAAAUUUUUGAAAAAUUAAUUAACAAAGAUUUACAAAUAUUUUGUAAUUAUAAAAACUAGGAAUAAGGAAGAAUAUGGAUUCAAGGAAAUUUUGGAUGAGAUGUCAAUUUUGAAAAUUAUUCAAAAAAUUUUAAUCUCCACGAAAUUAGUUUUUUUUUUAAAAAAAAUUAUUUUGCAGAGAUUAAACUUCUUUGUUUUCGUAUUAUAGAAAAUUUAAAUUUAAUUAUAAUUAAAUAAUAAUAGAUAAAAAAAACCAAAUUUUCAAAAAAAAAUUUUUUUUCUAAAAAAUUAAUUUUUCUGUUUAUAAAAAGAAAAGUAUAACAAAAGGGCCUGAAAAAAGACUUUCCCCUUAAAAACCACACUACCAAAGAUGUAGGAAAUAUUUAAUUCAUUCUUUAUUUCACGGAACUGUACAUCUCUAGAUAAAAUAACGGCACAGUGAAAGAAAAAUGUAGGUCAACAGUUGAAAUGCGACAAAAAAGAAUUUUCAGCAAACAACAAAUGACAUGAUUAUUUUUUAAAAGUAUAUCAUAAAGUCAUCAGGCACGAUAUAAAUGCUUUCCUAUUUUUUUUUAUCUGCUUCUUUUCUUUUCAUUUUUUUUUUCAUUUUGAGAAGAAAAUUCAAAAAUCUAAGAAUCGCAAGUAAAAUUUCCAUAAUUAUAUGGAAUAGAAAGAAAAAAAAAGAAUUCAAAAAAGCCUUAUUUUUUUUUUUUUUAUACAAACAACCCUUAGAGAGAUUAACAGAACGGAUUUAAGUGGACUCAAAAAUCCUUCAUCGAAACUAAUUGCAUAAACAAAAAAUAGGUAAAAUUUCAACAAAUUCUAUAUAAUUAAAAAAAAAAAAUGUGAUCGUGAGUCGUCGAUCGACAAUCUUUGAUUUUUAUUUUAUUUUAUUUUUUUUUUUAAUAUAUUGAUCAACUCUCCGGCCCCUAAGAUUUCUCUAAACAUUCACUGAAUUGCACAUCUAUCGUAUAAGCGAGAGAAAAGAACGAAAUAAAAUAAAAAAAAAAAAAUCCGAAUUUUAUAACUGAAUAUUUCAAUUAUACAAAGAGAGCCACCACUUUUUCUAUAUUAUUUCACUUUUUUUUUUUCUUUUUUUCCAUGUGAGUCAAAAGCCGGGUAAAAGCAUAAACAGUAGAAAUUUUUAUAAAAUCAAAUGCUCUGUUAUCUUAUAAAAUGUGUUAUACAUUUAACAUCGAGGCGAUGAGUUAUUUUUUCUUUUUCUGAUUUCAUUUCCAAAAACGUGAGCUCUACUGUAAAUUUUUUUGUUCCAUUUUGCACACACAAUAAUUAUAUUUAUAGUUUUUUUUUUUAAAAAAGAACAGCGAUGUUUACAAAUCCGAUUUUGGUUCAAUUUUUUUUUUCACCCCCAAAAUCGAGUAAAUUUCUUUUAUAUUUAUUUUUUUUCAGGAGAGAUUUUUUUCGACCAUACAAUUCCGGAUGAAUGUGUUUUUUUUUUUUUUUUUUUUUUUUAAUUAAUAUUCACACGUACGUACGCACGCCCACACACGCUCACACGUACACGCAUGCGUGUGCAAGUAAAUUUGUGUAAAUAUAUAAUAUAUAUUUCAUAUUUAUAUAUAAUAAUAAUAUAUAAUAUAUAUAUAUAUAAAUUGUUUAUUUCUGUAACUAUAUAUUUUCACUUGAAAAAGGGCGAAAGAUCGCAUUUUUUUUUUUAAAUCUCUCAGACGGUUUGGGAAAAUUUUUUUUUUUUAAGUUGAAACGAGCUUUCGCCCUAUUGAAAUUUUAUUUUUUUUUAUUAUAUUAAAAUAUUACAAACUAUGGCGAAAAACGUCUAGUCGAAGAAAUAAUUCCUUUAGGGAUUCGACUAGUUUCAAAAAACCCCAUUUGGUUCUACUGCGUAAAGUCGCAUUAUUAUUUUAUUAUUAUGUUUUUUUUUUUCUUUCUUUUGAACGGUAAGUUGAUAAUUGUUUAACAAUUAAUAGUUUAUUAUGCUGAUAUCGUUAAGUCCAUGUAAUAAAUGUUGAAAAUCGCACACCACUAAACGCUCGUUUGCCACUAAAAAAAGAAAAGAAAAAAAAAAAAAUAGCGGCAAUUAAAUCGCUGAGGGUGACAAUAAUUUUUUGUUUGUUUUUUUUUUUCUUUAAAUCAUUUGGGGCGAUAAUCAGCUUUUUUUUUGUCUUUUAUAGAGAAUUCAACCUCACAAUUUUAUUGUGAGAUAAAAAAAUUUAUAAAAUCAGAUAUAGAGAAUUUGAUAAAAUUGAAAAAAAAACAGAUUAAAAACUCGUACAAGUUUUAUGUAAUAAAAUUCAUUAAAAUUACAAUUUCUUUUAUACAUUUUAUGUAGCAUUAAAUAAAUUUAAUUUUUUUUUUUGUAUAUAAAACUCGCCAAUUAGAUUGGAGAGCUUGGAAAUAAAAAAAAAUUAAUUUCCUGGAUAUCACCCCAAGUGUCCGCUACUUAAAAAUUUAAUAAUAAUAAUAAUUAGCAGAAGAAAAUUUCUGCAUUUUUUCUACACACACACACACACACACACACACACGAUUAUACCAAAGCACGCAAGCACAUUAGGGCAACGAACAUACGCACUCCAGUUUUCCUAAUAACACACGUUGACGUGUUAAAGUUUUUUUAGCGAUCGACUCGAUCGAAAAAUUUUCUUUUUUUUUUCUCUAAAUAUAUAUUUAUAUAUAUAACGUCGAUUGAAAACGAAGUGGCUCUAAUAGGUCGCAACGAAUCCAUGCUGCAUAGUUUUGUUCCUCUUUCUUUCGUUUUUGAACAAUUUUUUUUUUUUUUUUUUUUAUUUAUUUCGUUCACUUUUAUUCGUUUAUUUUUUUUUAAGACGCAGCUAGAUAAUUUAUCUUUUUUAAAAUUGUAAUAAAGAAAACUAAUUGUAAUAAUAGCAGUAAUAAUAAUAUUAAUAAUAAUAAACAUCAUCGCCGUAUUGAAUAAUCAUAAUAUAAUUGUAAUUAUCAUAAUAAUAAUAAUAAUCGCAGCAGUAAAGAAUUUAAGCUACCUCACAACCAGAUUUUGUACACAAUUAAUUAAUAAUUAAUAUUAAUUACAAUUAAUUAAUAAUAUAAACAUUAAUUAAUAAUAAUUAAAAUUAAUUAAAAAGUAAUUUAAAAAAAAAAAUUAACCAAUUUGUCUAAUUUAAUUGAUUUUUUUUUCAAAUUUAAUAUUAUACAAAAUUAAUUAUCGAUUCAAUUAAAUUGCAAACAAUUUUUGCUGUGUAUUUACAAUAAUUAAAAAAAAAUUAAACAAACACUGAUUGUGGGGUAAUGCAAUAACCGUAUAAUAAUAUUAAUUAAUAAUUAAUAGCAGUGAUUGUGAUAACAGUAAAAGAUUUAUCCCUUCAAGUACAAGUUUUUCUUGCGCCUAUUGCUUUUACACUUUUUUUUUUUUUUUUUUUUUUUCGACAAUAAUAUUAUUAAUCAUUAGUUAAUCGACGCUCGCCGAUUAACAACCGUACAACGUUUGUAAAACAGCAAACGGAACACCAAACUAUCCUCUAACAACCACCUUUUUUUCUCUCUAUUAAAAAAAAAAAAAAAAAAAAAAACGAAAAAAAAAUUGAUUUUCCGAUGAAGAUAGAUUUAGAGCUAAAAAGAGAUUUUUUUUUUUUGAAACGAGAGAUAGAGAGAUGUGAAAAAUAGAGAAAGAGAAAUAGAGGAAUGACUGAAAAAUAAGAGAGAGAGAGAGAGAGAGAGAUAAAAAGAGAAAAUGAUAACUAAUAGUCAUACAAAUUGUAUUAAUUCAUGUGUGUGGCAAUAGUUAAUUCUUACUAGUAAUUCUCUCACUAGACACGAUUCAACAUAUAGAAAGUUUAUCGUUAUUAUUUAAUAGUUAUUAUUUAUCAUUUUUUUUUUUUUUUUUUAAUAAUUAUUAUCUUAAAGCUGUCUAAGAACUCACUGCGUGGCAGGAGUAUUGUGUUUUUUUUUUUCUUUCUUUUAUUUUAUAUUACUUUGCUUACUUUAAACGUGUUUGAACGUUUUUUUUUUUUUUUUUUUCUGUAAAUCUGUUUCUCUGUUGUGUCUGUGUAUUAUUCAUAAUUUUUUUAAAAAAAUUAUAAUAUUGUAAAAUAAUGGUAUUCGUGACGUGUUUAAUAGUGUAAAUUUUUGGUGUGUUAAUGUGUGUUUAUUUUUUUUUUCUUCUCACGUGAAUGUAUUUUAUAAUCUUAAAUAUUUACUACUUGUUGAUGCUUUGUAAUUUGUAUUUUGUAUAGAUCACAAUGUCAUAACCACCUGCGCCAAUGAACGAUUUUUUUUUUUGUAUGCCUUUUCGUUUCCUUUCGUAUAUGAACAUUUUCUUAUUAUUAUUAUUUUUUUUUAAUUAUUACUCACGGAUCGCAGUCGCUCUUAAAUUUUCCCUUUUUUUUAUUAAAAUUGUUAAAAAAUAAAUUUAAAUGAAUUUUUGAUAAAAUUCAUCAAAAUUUUAUAAUAGAUAUAAAAUUGUUUUUAAUAAAUUUCAAAAAUUAGUUUAUUAACUUGCAAUUCAUGAAUUCGAAUUUACAUAUAUGUAUAAUAUUUUUCGAAAACUAAACAAUUUUUAAACACAAUAAAAUACUUCCUUCGAGGAAGUAAAAAAAAAAAAAAAAACAAAAAUAAUAAAAAAUUGUACUUGACGAGCCAUUUUCUUUUUUCAAAAGUGCUUGACAAAUUUAAGAGAGACGCAUAUUAUAUAAUUGGCGACCCUGGCUCCACUUUAUUCCUUUUUUUUUUUUAUUAAGUCUCCUUGGAUUUUUCUAUAAUUGUGAUUUAUAUUUCGUUAAUCUAUCCUUGAAUUAUAAUAUCCUAGUUAAAUUCAGACCAGCCGAAAUUGUUGAUUUAGAAGAAGAGACCAAAAAAAGAGAAGAUAAUAAUAAUAAACCGAAGAUGUAACGGAGAACAAUAAGAAGAACAAUUAUUAAUAAUUAUAAUAUGAACAUUAAAUUCAAUAAUAUGAAUAUAUGAACAAUCAAUCACACUUAAAAAAUGAUCGCAUUUGAUGCGUCGAUAUUUCUAUUAAAUCGAAAUAUAUAUAUAUAUAUAUAUAUGUAUAUAUAAUUAAUUAAUAAGAUCAUCGCUAAAAAAUAAAUAAAAUUUGUUUCAUCUCUUAUUAUUUGAAGUUUUCGCGAAUCAUAUAUUUGGAUCGUGCAAAUUUUGUUGCAACAAAUCGUCAUCGCGUUUUCUUUUUUUUUUUUUAUAUUCAAUUAAAUAGCACGUAAAUCUGUGUAAUGCAUAAUCUAUGCCGCUUAUUUAAUAAUAUUGAUUUCGCACCAGCGCGAAAUGCUUACGAGUGUUUGUCGUUCCAUUUUCGGACAGUAUUUCAUUUUUUUUCUUUCUUUCUUCUUUUUCUUUUUCUUCUUCUUCUUCUUCUUUUAACACGUAUAUUUAAUAUUAAGAACGUAAAAGAGGGAUUUUAAAUUUUCGACAUCAUCGUUAGCACAGCGUUGCAGAAUAAAAGCGUAUAAGAUUUUCGGUUUUUUUUUUUUUUUGUUUUUUUUUUUUGUUUUUUUCAUUUCAUUUUCUUUUCUCUUUCUGGAAAUUAACUCGAACGUAUAUCCAUCUCCGACUCGAUCUUCAAUUACAGAAAUCUUUUUUUUUUUUAAAUCCAUUUUUCGUUAAUUAUUUUCCUGCGCCCGAACAUAAAGAAACGGACCUAAAUAACUGCCAGCCAAUAAUUAGAUAAUAGUGCAAUAUUUUAUAAUAAUUAAAAUCAAUAUGACUUCUUUAGUUUUUUUUUUUUGUUUGUUGGGUUUCGCAGCCACCUGGGUCCGUUGACAUUGGCAUUUCGUUACAAUUAUACAGUUUACAUAGAUUCUAUAUAAAUACCUAAUAUGUUUAUUCGUAUAAUACAUACCUAAAAUGCAAUUGUAUUAGAAGUCGGCCGUCGAGCUCAAAACGUAACGUACACAUCGUGAACGUAUCUUUUUUUUUUUUUUUUUUUUUUUUUUUGUCUUUGCUUUUUUCUUUAUGCCCUUUUUAUGUACAUACACUAAGUGUGUAUCGAAAAAGGGGGACAAUUCACGUGACUUUUUUUUUCGAUUACGUUCAAAUGUGUGCCCGAUUAACUGUAAUUUAAUAUAUUUUAUAAUAAUAUACACAUUAUAUGGAUCGUAAUCGGCUAAUAAUUAUCUCUUUUGCCGUCUAUUAUUUUUUUUUUUUCUCUCUCUAUAUAUAUAUAUUACCUCAUUAUUAUUAUUUUCAAUAAAGACGUCGAUCGAUUUGCAAACGAAGGAUGUGAAUGUGUGUGAAUGCGUAUAUAUAUAUAGGAUGUCGCAGUGUACCGUUUGACGAUUUGAAAUUUUAAUUUCGUAAAUGAAAUUUUUUUUUCAAUUGACUAUUUAAAACUCGAAAAAAUAAAUUCUUUUUCAGAAAGAAAAGCGACACCAAAAAAAAAAAAAAAAAAAAAAAAAAAAAAAAAAAAAAUGGAACGGUCGACGUUCUCGUCUGAAUCCUUUCCUCCGCGACGUAAAUCGUUAAUAUAACAACUAUUUUAUCCAUAAAUUCUGAACGAUCAAAUUCAAUUGUAAACGUAACCUCGACUACAGUCCAUUUCCCGCGAGGAAUUUUUUUUUUUUUCUCGUUGGACAUGUGCUUGACGAGAGAUAAGUUUCAAAAAGAGAAAUAGAAAGAAAAGAGAAAAAUGGGGAAAGGGGGUGGAGAAAAAAGAAGUUUAAUUAUAUAAACAAUCUAACGUGCAAUUAUCAAAAUGUGUGAUUAAAGGUAGAAGGGAGAGGGUGUGGGGGGGGGGGGG
Messenger RNA from Leptopilina boulardi, 9034 nucleotides. RefSeq lists its product as uncharacterized. Bases 364 to 1428 code for a protein of 354 amino acids. Lineage: Eukaryota; Metazoa; Arthropoda; Insecta; Hymenoptera; Figitidae. The record is from RefSeq and is a predicted model, not a curated record. The transcript is spliced from 3 exons.